AUGUCGUUGCUCUCGGGACUCGCCACCGCGAUACUCAUCCCGAUCGCGCUACUCCUCGCCAGAUGUGCCUUCGCCGGCCGUGAUCUCCGGCCGUCGGAACACGGCUUCCUCUUCCAGGCCUCGCCGCCGUCCAAUUCCUCGCCCGAGAUGAGGUCCUUCUUCAGCACCACCAAGGGCUCUUCCUCCUCCGACGCUCCCCUGCAGAACACGACUGAGUCCCUUCCGCCGGCGUGGUGGGGUGUCAACGGCGGCAGUGGCGGCGGAAGAAGCCACGUGGGACUGGCGCUGAUGACGGCAAGUCUGGUGUGUGGAAUCACAGGUGGCGUCCUGUUAGUGGCUACGGCGCUGCUUUAUCUGAUUAAGCACAGAAAAAAGGCACAUCAAAACGAACCGUUUAGUGGUAAUAAUAAUUAUAACCACAGUUAUUGUUAUUAUAAUAGUAAUGAUGUGAGUGACAGUAACAGGGGCAACAACAAGCUUCAAUUAGUGGCAAUUGGUUGA
Sphenostylis stenocarpa is the source of this 501-nucleotide messenger RNA. The record is from the annotation of a GenBank genome assembly. NCBI's taxonomy places the organism in Eukaryota, Viridiplantae, Streptophyta, Magnoliopsida, Fabales, Fabaceae.